Messenger RNA from Brassica rapa (field mustard), 1786 nucleotides. RefSeq names its product WAT1-related protein At4g01450-like. The record is from RefSeq and is a predicted model, not a curated record. Gene Ontology annotation, cellular component: membrane. NCBI's taxonomy places the organism in Eukaryota, Viridiplantae, Streptophyta, Magnoliopsida, Brassicales, Brassicaceae. Gene Ontology annotation, molecular function: transmembrane transporter activity.
AAAAAUGUUUUUUAGAUCUACUAAUAUUUUUAUUCAUUUUUUAUCUAUUUAUUUUAAGAAGUUAAUUCGAAAUAUUUUGUUUCCUUUUAUGAAAAAGACUACAUUUAGUAUGCUAAUUUUUGAUUUUUUGGUGAAUCUAAAGGUUCACUAUAGGGGUGAACCCAAGUCUUUCUCUAGAUUAAAACCCAAAGUUUUAUAGUCCUAAGCUCCUAAAAGAAAUUAAAUAUACAGUUCUGAAAUUAAAUUGUUCCUGGUGAUAAAAUUAUUUCUUGGCCACCGAAUCACUCUUCAAAUAUUUCUUUUCAAAAAAAAAAAAAAUUGCCUCCAACUCAGCAUAUGUGAUCUAUAUAAUCAUCUAACUGGUCUCUACUACUCCAUCAGUUUAUUAAAGAAGAGAUAGAUAAGAGCAGCACGUUAGCGAGUUAGGGAGAGAAUAGAGACUAAGAGUGGGAGACUAGGAUAAGACACGUUUGAUUACUAAUCAUGGGUUUUAUCGAUGGAAAAUCGGCACCGGUGAUAAUAAUGAUUAUCGUGAUUAACAUGAUUAACGGGUUGGUUAACGCUUUGACUAAGAAAGUUCUUGAUGGAGGCAUUAAUCAUAUGAUUAUUGCUACCUAUCGUUUGGGUAUUUCUACAUUUUUUCUUCUUCCGAUCGCUUAUUUUUGGGAACGGAAUACAAGGCCGAAGCUAACAACAAGCAUCUCGUUUCAGCUUUUCGUCAGUGGCCUUUUUGGGGCGAGUUUGAUGCAAUAUUUCUACUUGCUUGGCCUCAGCUACACUUCUGCCACCUUGGGAUCUGCUUUCUGGGGCACAUUGCCUGCUAUAACUUUCAUUCUGGCAUUAAUAUUUAGAUUCGAAAAGCUAAGUGUGAAAACAAAGGCAGGGUACGGCGUCGUACUUGGAGCUAUGAUAAGCUUAGCUGGAGCUUUAAUUCUUACGUUGUACCAAGGCAUUCCAUUAUCGAACCCUCACGAACACGCAACGAUUUCACACAUCCAAAAAGGACAUGAGAACUGGAUCAAAGGCUGUUUUCUUUUAUCCUUAGGAGUUAUAUUUUUCAGUUCAUGGAUGCUUAUACAAGCCAAGGUCAACGUGAGCUACCCGUGUCCAUACUCAGGUACGGUCAUUUUAUCGGUCUUUGGGACGCUUCAGUGUGCUCUUCUUAGCUUGAUCAAGACUAGACAUGUGGAAGAUUGGAUUCUCAGAGACAAACUCACCAUCAUCACCGUCAUUAUAGCGGGUGUGGGUGCACAAGGAAUGUGUACGGUGGGAAUAUCAUGGUGCAUCAAACAACGUGGACCUGUCUUUACAUCAGCAUUCAGUCCUGUCACACUUAUGUUCGCAACCGUUUUCGAUUUCUUGAUACUUCAUCGUAUUAUUUAUUUGGGAAGUGUUAUUGGAUCUGUAGUAGUUAUUAUCGGUUUAUACAUAUUUUUAUGGAGUAAGAGAAAACAAAUAGAUAUCAGUAAAAUCACUAAGUUGCCUACUACUACAGUAAAGGAAGGAAAGGAAGAAGAAGACCAUACAAAUGUUAACAAUUAGGUUGUCUUUUAGUUAUCCCAUGAGUACUUUAUCUACUUUCCUAAACCCUUUUUUUUUGUCCAGAAAGAUCGAUAUGACCUACGAAUCAACUAUGAAGAAGAUAUGAAAGUGGUCAUUUGAUUGUUAUUGAAGUAUAUUAUCGCGUGUGUUGCAGUGUUAACCUUUUGGAUUUUACUUUCCAGUGACUUAAUCUGGAUAUUGUAAUUUUUAUAAAAAAAUUAAUAUUUCUUUGGACAAUUUUCAA